CAAACAUGUUCCAAUAACGGGCGAUAUAUUAUCUGCUGCUAUUUGCAGUUUGCUGUACCCGGGCGCCAGACUGAGCUUGAGCAAAAACCUGCAGCGCUUUUCUUAUUAAUCUUCUGUGAUGGAAACGGCCUCAAAAGGAAUGGCAUCUGCAAAGCAGCUGGCAGAAAAGAGAAAUCUAACCCAUACCCCUGGCACUAUGAGCACCUUGCCAAAAACAACACAUUCAUCUGAACCUGAGCUCUAAGAGGAGAGAAGAUGGCAGGAGGUGUGGAGAGGAACACAGUGAUGGGGAAUAGAUUAGUAUUAUAUGUGAGGCUGUUGGCAGUGAGUGCAUUACUGGGAACUGAUCUGAGCGGGUUAGGCCUGAAAGAACAGGUUGCGGUCAUUGCCCAGAACACUGAGAGAAGAGUAUUAGCACAUAUCCCUGGUGACAUCAUCAUAGGAGCUCUCUUCUCUGUCCACCACCAACCACCUGCGGACAAGGUCCAUGAGCGAAAGUGUGGUGCGGUGCGUGAGCAGUAUGGGAUCCAGAGAGUGGAAGCCAUGAUGCACACUCUGGAUCGAAUUAACGCAGACCCCACAAUCCUCCCAAAUAUCACUCUCGGCUGCGAGAUCAGGGACUCGUGCUGGCACUCUGCGGUGGCGCUGGAGCAGAGUAUCGAGUUCAUUCGGGACACGCUAGUGUCCAAUGAAGAGGAGGAGAACCAGGGCAGGUGUACUGCAGAGGCAGGGAGUUUGCUGGUGCAAGGGAAGAAGCCCAUUGUGGGACUGAUUGGACCAGGAUCCAGCUCUGUGGCCAUCCAGGUGCAAAAUCUCCUCCAGCUCUUCAACAUCCCACAGAUAGCAUACUCAGCCACUAGCAUGGAUCUCAGUGACAAGAGCCUGUAUAAAUAUUUCAUGAGGGUGGUGCCAUCAGAUAUGCAACAGGCCAGAGCCAUGGUGGACAUUGUCAAGAGAUAUAGCUGGAGCUACGUGUCGGCAAUACACACAGAGGGUAAUUAUGGUGAGAGUGGUAUGGAGGCAUUUAAAGACAUGGCAGCAAAGGAGGGGAUCUGCAUCGCCCAUUCUGAUAAGAUAUAUAGCAACGCAGGGGAACAGAGAUUUGAUAAGCUGUUGCAGAAGCUACGAGGCCACCUGCCCAAAGCCAGAGUGGUGGCCUGCUUCUGCGAGGGCAUGACAGUCCGAGGCAUACUGAUGGCCAUGAGACGACAACGCCUGGUGGGAGAGUUUCUGCUGGUUGGAAGUGAUGGCUGGGCGGACAGGUAUGAUGUGACAGAUGGCUACCAGAAGGAGGCAGCAGGUGGAAUCACUAUAAAGCUAAAGUCGGCUUAUGUGACCUGGUUUGAUGAUUAUUACCUGAACCUGAAGCCUAAUGCCAACCUGAGGAACCCCUGGUUCCCUGAGUUCUGGCAGCAUCGCUUCCAGUGCAGGUUGAGGGGACAUCCGCAGGAGAGCAGCAUGUACAACCGCACCUGCACUUGGAAAGAGUCUCUGCGACAUCAGUAUGCCCAAGACACCAAGAUGGGCUUUGUCAUAAAUGCCAUAUAUUCAAUGGCUUAUGGCCUGCAUGCCAUGCAGGAAGCCCUCUGUCCAGGAUAUAAGGGUCUUUGUGAGUCCAUGCGGCCCAUUGAUGGCCGCAAGCUGCUGGAAUUCCUGAUGAAAACCAACUUUACUGGUGUAUCUGGGGAGACCAUCCUCUUUGACCAGAAUGGAGACUCACCUGGCAGGUAUGAAAUCAUGAACUUCAAGCGAAUAGGGGAGGAUGAGUACGCUUAUAUCCAUGUGGGCAGCUGGGAUCAGGGUGGCCUACAGAUGAACGAUGAGGAAAUCUGGAGUAACAACAGUGACAUGUCUGUGAUCCAAUCAGUCUGCUCUGAGCCUUGCCAGAAGGCACAGAUCAAGGUGAUCCGUAAAGGAGAGGUGAGCUGCUGUUGGACUUGCACUCCCUGCAAGGAGAACGAGUUUGUGUUUGAUGAGUACACUUGUCGAGCCUGUGUCCUUGGCUCCUGGCCCACAGAUGACCUCACUGGUUGUGAGCCAAUUCCGGUGCAGUAUGUGCGCUGGGGAGAUCCAGAGCCCAUCGCUGCAGUGGUCUUUGCCUGUCUGGGCCUCAUGGCUACACUUUUUGUUACUUCUGUCUUUAUCAAAUUUUGGGACACUCCUGUGGUCAAGUCAUCCAGUCGUGAGCUCUGCUACAUCAUCCUGGCUGGAAUAUGCUUGGGCUACCUGUGCACCUUUAGCCUUAUUGCCAAGCCCCACAUAGUCUACUGCUACCUCCAGCGGCUGGGAAUUGGCCUGUCCCCUGCCAUGAGCUACUCUGCCCUGGUCACUAAGACCAACCGAAUAGCACGGAUUUUGGCAGGCAGCAAGAAGAAGAUCUGCACCAAGAAACCGCGCUUUAUGUCCGCCUGCGCACAGUUGGUCAUCGCCUUCCUACUCAUACUGCUGCAGCUGGGGAUUAUUGUGGCACUUCUUAUCAUAGAGCCACCACAGGUGAUCUAUGACUACCCCAGUAUCCGGGAGGUACACUUGAUCUGCAAUCUGACCACUCUGGGGGUGGUGGCGCCCCUGGGCUACAAUGGCCUACUUAUCCUUAGCUGCACCUUCUACGCCUUCAAGACGCGUAAUGUUCCGGCUAAUUUUAAUGAGGCCAAGUAUAUUGCCUUUACCAUGUACACCACCUGUAUCAUCUGGCUGGCCUUUGUUCCUAUUUACUUUGGCUCCAACUACAAGAUCAUAACCAUGUGUUUUAGUGUCAGCCUCAGUGCCACGGUGGCUCUCUGUUGCAUGUUUGUCCCAAAGGUGUACAUCAUGCUCGCCAAGCCUGAGAAAAAUGUCCGGAGUGCUUUCACAACAUCCACAGUGGUGCGCAUGCAUGUAAGUGAUGUCAAGAAAGCUGCCAAGUCCAAAUCCUCUAGCAGCAUGGCCAACUUUUUUCGACGCCGUGGGUCUGCGCAGGACGACAUCAGUUCCAAUGGGAAAUCGGUGACAUGGGCGCAGAAUGAGCGCAGCUACAGACCAAACCUAUGGAAGAGGAUGUCGUUCCAUGUCAAGAAAAAGGAGGCAGUCGAGGUGAACCAGACAGCCAUCAUCAAGCCCUUCUCUAAAGGAGGAGAUACACCUGCGGACGCUGGCGUCACAGAGCAGUACGAGGAGCCACAGGUGUCUCAGCCCUUCACCUGCUCCACUGCUCAGUCACCUCUGCCCACUAUCAGCCUGCAUGCAGCGAAGGCACGGGGCUUCCAGGGAGGAGAGGAUGGAGAGGAGCCACAGGCUUUACCCACCUACGUACCUGAGCACCCUGCUGGGGUCAGAAGAAGAGGCGGGGACAACAGCCAGGGCGGAGGUAUGCCGGAUGGAGCGGACAUUAGUAUCAUAGGUGUGGGCGACAUCGGCAUAGGGAUUAUUGGCAGCCAACCUCAGGGCACCACCAUCAUGGACCAAAUCAGCUGUGUGGUGAACCGUUUCACUGCCAACAUUAGUGAGCUGAACACCAUGAUGCUGCCAGGGGGAGCUACCGUCAGCCCCACCUCCACCACUGCUCUGCCCACAGCUGCCGAUGCAGCCCCCUGCCCACCUCAGUACCUUGGAUCCAGGAGCAGACAGGCCCCCUCCACUGUCACCACAUAUGCUGAGGUCGCGGCCGUCUCCAAUUUCUGUGAGAACCGACCAACAGGUAAGAUUUAUGAGCACCUGGCCGGGACUUGCGUGAGUGGCAGGCGUGCUAAGGAUAUGGAGGAGCUGGUGGCUCUGACGCCUCCCUCCCCCUUUAGAGACUCGUCUCUGAGCUCCGACGGCAGCUCGCCUCCAUCGCUGUCUCCGGCCUCUGAGGCUGAAUAUGACCAGCUGCUGCUGAAACACUACAGCCACAGCUCCUCUUCUCUCUAAACCUGCUCUCUCUACACCGUGAUCUCCCUGUUUAUUAUUUCUUUGGGAGUAUUUUACACUCCAAAAGACAAAGCUUCAGACUGGACCAAACUUUUGGAUGCCUUUCUACGUGUGGAUGUUCUGAAUGUUUAAGCAAUUUGUGAAAUAAUUUUCAUUUUCAGAUUGGAUUUAAUGCACCCACACAUGGCUACACUGAGGGGUAUGUGAGAAAAAUACCAGUGGGAAGACUGCAAAUUAUAAAUGCUGAAAUGAAGCUGAGCAAUGUCAGUGCUUCUUUUUUUUUCCCAAGUCAGUAAAAAAAACGGUGACAAACUGAAACACACAUCUGGGCAUUUUACUUUUAAAUUACUUUUACAGGUACUGACAGGGGUUUCUACAGUAUCUCAGUUUUAAACUGUUCAAGUUCCAGAAUACAAAUGUAAUUCUACAAUUAUGUGUUUAUUUCAUUAUAAAAUGGUUAUCUAUCAUAAGUGGGGGAAAUUUACCAAAUAUUUCUGUUCAUAUAUUGAAUCUCAAAAUGGCAUUUGAAUUGUUUAUGUAAGGUAUUAGAAUACUAAAGAUGUUUUUCAGUUUUUUAAUUUUGCAUAGAAAGCUGGGUUUGUUUUUUAUUGCUACUACAUAUAAUUGCUGUUGACUUUCUGUACAUGUGAUGUUUUUGUUACUGACAAAUUGCCCUAGUCUUUAAUAUUGUGAGACCCAGGUGGAUACAGAUUGUAUCAGCAUGAAGACAUCUGUUCAGAACAUAAAAGCUCACAUAACUUUGCCUGAAAUCAAAAGGUCAAACUAACUAAUUUGCUGUCAAUCCUGUAAGGCAUUGUGUAUCCCAAAUGAGAAAGGGUAAAGAUUCUGCAUUGUGCAAAUCAGGACGCAGGAUUUUUCUGUGUGGAGAGUUCUCAAUGACCUUCCCUUGUCUUGGAAAGGAAACAUUUAUGAAGAGUGAAACCAUCCUGAGAAGACAGGCGCUCUUUACAUCUCAAGGGAAUGUACUGUAAGACAUUGUCUCAGUGGAUGCAACACCAUGAGGUGUCUAACCAACAAAGAGCUUAUGGACUACUUGGAUGUCUUCUUUAAUUAUUUUCUCUAGAUGUGACAUAGUUGAAUGUACGAUACAUUAUCAAUUGAAGUGGGCCAAAAUGAUCUUCCACCUCAGGAUGUGUCUCAACCAAAAUACUUUCCAACUUCACUGCUGAAUGAGCACUGUCAUCUGUUGGCUCAAAAUGUUUCCAGUUUGCAUGAUGUCAAGAUUUGUUUGCACUCCUUAUGUUAUAUUUCUAAUGAAUCAAGAAUUUUGAUUGUUGUACAUGUCAAACCAGUUAAGAUUUAUAGAUACAGUAGCAAAGUAAUGAUACUAUUAUUGAUGUUGAUGUGUUUUUAAGAUUAGUUUUAGGAGAAGAGAAACAAACUGAAAGUGUGCUAGAUUUUCUUAGACAUCUAUUGCGAAACAGCUUGUUUCCAGCCUGGCUUUUUACCUACAUAUGUGCCAAUGUCUCCUUGCAUUAAAUUGCAUUGCAUUUCUAUAAAUGGGCUCACAUUAGGAAUCCUUCUGUGAGCCCAUUUAGAUUCUAGUCUUUCAAGCAUUCAGGCAUUAUAAGGAGAGCAUUAAUAUUUUUAUAAUAUUUUAUGAUAAUUUGACUAUGUUAUUUCUUAUGCUUGAACAUUUUCAAUGAAUAUUAUUUGUUAUUAUUUUUUUGUAUCUGCCUUUUAGCCUCUCUGAGGAUGUAGAUUAAUAAUAGUAUUGAUUCACUGACAGGAGAAAUAACUGAUGAUGUUUACGUGGGGGCUAGCUUGUGUUUUUUUUAUCAGAUGGGGGUUUUUUUACGUUGGUUUCAGUCCUUAUUUUUGUGUUUACACAAGCAGGAAUGUGUUCAUGUUUUUUGUAAUGUGCAGUAUUUUCUACUGGUUUUCAAUGUAAAAAUCAUCAUAGACAGUUGCCGUAUGUGCAUGCAGGUUUGUGCCAACUGAAAUUUUGUAGGUCCAUUUAUAUGAAUAAUUCACUGAUAUAACCUACAGAAGACAUUUGUGUUGGUCUUAUCUCUGCAUCUGCUUUUCAGAUAGCCAGAAUUAACUAUGUAGACGUGCUGCAUUAAAGGUUUCCGUCCAAAAUGCAAUAUAUUUUUUUUGCAAUAUAUGGUAAAUGCUCCAUAUUUGCGUUCUAGAAAUUUUUCAUUUCAUUUCAUGCAAUUAUAGGAAUAAUAAUUUAUCUCAAAAUUAUAGUACUGUGCCAUACUUAUUUACAUUCCUGCAGCAACAACUUUGAAAUAAUAGGGUGGAAAUAACAGGGUGGAUAAGUCAUUUUUGAAUGACUUAAAAAUCCAAAUUUUGUUUUUAUCAUGCUGCUAAGAACUGGAUCGUGUGCAGCAUUAUUUCUGGACUUUUCUUUUCUGGAGUAGAUGUUACUUAUGAACCUUUUCUAAAUAAGAAGAUAACUGUGUCAACUGUAUCACAGUGCGAUAAUUAAUAAACCUAAAGGGAAAUAGGGUUUCUAGGGCACUCUUUAUUAAAUAACAUGCCAUAUAAUUUCCUAUGCCAUAAAUGUAGACCAAAAUUGCUCAGCGAAAUUAAUAUUCACAAGAUGGUGGGUUAAGUUUAUUAGUAGUUAGAGUGUAAUAGCUUUGAGGAGCCCAGAGAGGCAGCAGGUGGUAUCUGCUGUUACAUGGGCUCCUAUCCUCACUGAUAUAAUGGCAGGGGUGGUGACGCUCACUAUAAUGUACUACAAUUUAACAGCACCACAAAAUGCAGCCUCAAAACGACCACAAACACUGAACAUUAUAACCAUCAUGAAGAUAUGGAUUUAUUGCAGAAACAAAUGAAGUGUCAACUAAGUAUAAAUUCUUCUUUACAGAUAAUAGUCUUUAAACGCACACACUUCUGCUUGGAGAGUUUACUGUCCCAAAACUGGAAGCAUUUGAUUUCUCUCACUCCUACAGUCCACUUUAGAUUCACAUGAUGAAAACUCAUGUGGGUCAAGUGCAUCGGUGUUGGGUGUGCAGAAACAUAUGUAUAAUCACAUGCUUACUCAUAAACACAAAAUUCUCUGCAUUCUGGUCAGUUUUACCGUACCAACACCUGCCUUUCCUGCAUCAAUUUAUGGUGGAAAUAUGGUGGGGUCUAAUGCAAUAUGGCACUGAGGCAUUCUGUAUUGCCUUCAAAUAUGUAUUCUACUUUAGAUAACAAUUUCUCAUUUAAUAUCAUCCCACACUUAUAUGUGUCAACUGUCACAACCCAGCUCAACAGCAAGUGACAAAAGCGGGAAACCACACAGUCUGAAAAUAAUAAUAGAUAUUUUAAUAACUAAAUUAAGCAAAAUAUACAAUUGUAGGUGUCUGUCAGAUCAGUAUGUAUGCAGUGUAUGUGUGAGUGGAGUGUAUGGGUGUAGAACACAAAGAACCAAACAAAACAGAAUCAGUCGGCACGCCAGGAGAAGAGGGAGCCAAAUCAUCAAGCAGGCUCCUUUGUAGCCACCUGAGCCCUCCCUGCUCAGGUGUGUUGCAUCUCACACCAGGUAUCAACUCCACCAACCAAUUACCUAGAUUAAAGGGACAAAACACAGCAAGAUACAACAACAAGAGAGGGCCCACACCUGGGGCCAUCCCACAACACACAUGUAGGGUGUUGGUUUAGUUUAGUCUUCCCUCCUGCCUUUUUUGGGGGGGAGUUCGGGGGGUCACCUCUUUAAAUAUGCAUGUGGCACCUUUUCACAUCAAUGAUCUAUGAAUUCAUUUUAAUUAUUUUAUAAGCCCCUGGAUUUUAAUAACUCCUGUGUUUCAGCUCAUGUUCAAAACUUUCUGCACAUUCAAAAUAUAUCCCACAUAUCUGUGUUCUCUGACAUUUGAAGAAUAAAGUCUUAAUAUUUUGAGAUGUCAUAAUAUUUAUAAAAUAAAAUAAAUCUACCUGUCCUCCUAUACUCUGCUGUAUCAGUCUACGCUCUGCUGAUGUGGUAGUGCCGAUCCCCUUCAGAACCUCUGAAAGACGCAGAACCACGUUUGGGACUGUACUGGAUGAGACAAUGGAGGUGGAAUAUCGAAACUUACUGAAAACACUUCUGAUCAGGCAUAAAUCUCACCUCAAAUCCACACAAAUUUAUGUUAACUUCAUCAACUCCAAUACAGGGCAGCUCACAGCCGCUUCAGAGGGAAGUAUCCUGGAGCAGUGAGGCAGUCCCACACAGAGCAAAGGAGUCUAAGCAAGGGGGACGCAGAACAGCGACACAGAGCUACCGAUCAGAGGAAAGACGCCACACUGCAGUCCAAACUUUAAAAAAAAUGAAAGUCUGAAUAACUGUAGAAUUCCAGGAAAGAUUAACACAUGGACAUUUGACUCAAUAUAUCUAUUAUGACUUUAUUCUGGUAGGUUAUUCUGGUUAGUUGCUUGAUAGGUAGGGUGCACCGUGUUUGUGAUAUUAUGAAAAUAAAACUAUAGUAGGCCUAUUUCAGCCGUUCAUUUUACAGUAGAGCGUGUGUCUUCAGAGAUGGGCGCUCUCUAAAUGACAAGGUGUAUGAAGCAUUGACAGUUUGUUUAGUAGAGAACACUAAAUAAUGAGAGGAUAGAGGAGAUAUCAUGAAUUGUCUUAGUAAUGUCUUAGCCAUGUUUGCUUUAUUUGACGUGCCUGAAC
This is a messenger RNA of Micropterus salmoides (largemouth bass), 8500 nucleotides long. RefSeq names its product glutamate receptor, metabotropic 5a (gene grm5a). Gene Ontology annotation, molecular function: adenylate cyclase inhibiting G protein-coupled glutamate receptor activity; G protein-coupled receptor activity involved in regulation of postsynaptic membrane potential. NCBI's taxonomy places the organism in Eukaryota, Metazoa, Chordata, Actinopteri, Centrarchiformes, Centrarchidae. The transcript has 18 exons. The record is from RefSeq and is a predicted model, not a curated record. The coding region runs from base 256 to 3888 and encodes 1210 amino acids. Gene Ontology annotation, cellular component: postsynaptic density membrane. Gene Ontology annotation, biological process: regulation of synaptic transmission, glutamatergic; trans-synaptic signaling by endocannabinoid, modulating synaptic transmission; G protein-coupled glutamate receptor signaling pathway.